This is a messenger RNA of Aricia agestis (brown argus), 4270 nucleotides long. It is a transcript of the gene ttk, whose product is annotated as protein tramtrack, alpha isoform. NCBI's taxonomy places the organism in Eukaryota, Metazoa, Arthropoda, Insecta, Lepidoptera, Lycaenidae. Gene Ontology annotation, molecular function: protein binding. Gene Ontology annotation, cellular component: nucleus. The transcript is spliced from 4 exons. The record is from RefSeq and is a predicted model, not a curated record. Gene Ontology annotation, biological process: regulation of transcription by RNA polymerase II. Bases 331 to 1962 code for a protein of 543 amino acids.
CCCGCGGCUCCGCGCCACCCGCGCGCGGCCGUCAGUCGUCGGGUGAGCGGGGUGCGGCGCUAACGCGGUAUCGGACUAUGGCGGAAGGGCUGAUCCUCAUCCCAUAAAAGGGUCGAGUCGUUGUAGUGCAGAAAGUGUGAUCCCAUAGCGCCGGCAAGAUAACCACUAUGAAACAAAUGAAAGAUGGCUUCUGAGCAAACCGUUCGUUGUUGAAGUUUUGUUGUAUUGUUCAUGGAUUUCGAUAGAGCAUAUGUAUACAUCGUUGAAUAUUGUUAAAACGUUACUCGUAAGUCUGGACUGAUAAACGAUCAUAUCUUCCAAAGAGACAUAAUGGCUACGCAAAGAUUUUGCUUGCGGUGGAACAACCACCAGACCAACAUGCUGUCGGUGUUCGACCAGCUCCUGCACGCGGAGACCUUCACCGACGUCACGCUGGCCGUCGAGGGCCAGCUGCUGAAAGCACACAAGAUGGUCCUGUCCGCCUGCAGCCCCUACUUCCAGGCGCUAUUCGUCAAUCACCAGGAGAAACACCCGAUCGUCAUUUUGAAGGACGUCCCCUACUCCGACAUGAAGAGCCUACUGGACUUCAUGUACAGGGGGGAGGUGAGCGUGGACCAGGAGCGCCUGACGGCAUUUCUGAAGGUAGCAGAGAGCCUGAGAAUAAAAGGUCUCACGGAGGUGAACGAGGAAAAAUGUGAUAUCCCAGCUCUGACGAACUCGCUGAUACAACAGCAGCAGGGCAACCCGCACACCCCGCCGCCGCAGCUGCACAGAAUACACCCCUACAUGAACCAGAAGAGGCCCGCCGGCGGCAUGCCGAGCGGCGGAGCGCCGCCCAACCUGCUCAUGCCGCUCCUGGGCAACGCGCUGAUGCAACCCAAGCGAAAACGAGGCCGGCCGAGGAAACUGAGCGGAAGCUCGAGCGACGCCCUGAAUACCGCGGCCAGCCCUCCCGGGGAAUUCGUACCUGAGUCCGCGUCGCAUGCGUCAUCGAACAGGAUCGGGGACCAGUUGAUCCGCGGCUCGCCGGAAAUGCUAGAGGUCAAAAUGUCGAUGGACGGCUUCAACGCAGAGGACGGGGCGACGUCGGGGGGCGAGGAGGGCGGCGAGGCGCUCAUGAUCGACGAGGGGGAGGACGCCCAGUCCAACGAGGCGCCCCCCUCCGGCAAAGACUCCGAGUCCGCAGAAAACGAGAGACCGCCGAAAGAGGACGCCCCGCAAAAUUUUCCAUCGAACGGCCCCAUUAUGUCCAUAGAGAACGGCGCCAUCAAACAGGAGCCGGGCGAGGACUACAGCGAGCCCGUCGAGUACAAGUACAACCCCGACAGAAGCCGCGAAAACUCCAACUCCCGGGACGGAUCCAUAAAGGAAAUAGACGACAAAGCCCGACUAGGUCGCAACUUAAAACCAAAGAAUAGUAAAAAAUUACUACCCCAAAUGUCUAAGUUUAGAGCCCGAACUCUAUUUAACCAGCUCUCCGGUCUGUCCAAUUUGAACCCCGCUCUCAAUAGUUUCGAUAAGUUUCCGCCGGAAACGGUCCUCAUGCCCGCGCUCGCCACGCAGCUGUUCGCGGCCGAGCUCGAGCAGACCAACCUCGGCCUCCCCAACGAGGCCUCCGACCUGUCGCAGACCAAUUGGGAACACCGCAUAUUCCCCUCGCCGAUCAGGAAAAAUAACAUCGGCAGCGUCGGCUACCACGAGGAGACGAACGAGUCGGUCCGCGACUACUGCAUCAAGGAGGGCGAGAACGUCUUCAGGUGCAAGAUAUGCGCCCGGGUCUACACCCACAUCAGCAAUUUCUGUCGACAUUACGUCACCUCCCACAAAAAAGACGUCAAGGUGUUCCCUUGUCCGAUCUGUUUCAAGGAGUUCACGCGUAAAGAUAAUAUGAUCGCUCAUCUAAAGAUCAUUCACAAGAACCAACCCAACAACAACGAGCAGGCGACCAAGCAGGAGUCUUAAUUCGACGACAUCGUCUCUUCUACUUAUACUUUUUUUUCGAAGAUCUGACUUAUCAGUAAAUUAGUAACCGAACUAGUUUCGCGUUGAGUUGGAUUGAAUAGUUCGAGCUCUAAGUUUAUCUGUACAUCAAUAAGUUUGUUGAUAUUUAAGACGAUUGUUAUAUUUAUCUAUUUAUUUACGUUGUUCCAUUUGUUUCUCGGAGUGCUGACGAGGUUUAUUCAUAUCUAUAUUUACUUGUUGUUUUGCACUCACUUGUUACUUAAUUUUAUUACUUACAAAUAUUUCAGGGUACAAAGUAACUACUCAUGGUGAUCGUUAUUCGAGCGUAGUGUAUCGACUACAUGCAAUUCUCAUUGAACUGAAUUAAUUAGCGUAGUUUAGGAGUUAUUUUUACGAGUUAUACCAAUGGUGGAGCCUUUUUGUGAAACUAUUGCUAGAGUGAAUGAUAUUUACUAUCCAGAGUAUUUAUAUCGAAAGAGGCUAUGAUAGGAAAGGCGUUAUUUAUGUAAUUAAUAGUAGAGGUGUGUAAUGCAUUUUCAUUUAACUUGCCUAAUUAGUGAUUUUAGUUGUAGUUCACGAUUCAACUUCUCCGAAGUGAAAACUCAACACGGGCUAUGAUUUUAAAGUGUAGAUAGAUUAGUAUUUAAUUUUAUAUAGUUUAAUGAUGUUGACGCGUUUUAUUGAAAUGUUUUUUCGUUCCAGCAUAGAUCGUUACGGAUAAACAAUAGACUAAAAUAAUCUCAUUUAAGCAGAAGUAGGGUAGACUCAGUUCCUUAAAGUGUAAGCAGUUUUCUCAGUAGGCGCUAUGUUACACUUCCCUGAUCUUCAGAAUCGAGGUCAGUGUCUGCGGUGUGAGUGUCACAUCAUACAAUAAGCUCGUAAGUUUACAACCAUAGGUAUCUCGAAGACAAUAUUGUUAAAUUAAUGUAGGGAAAAUAUAUAUGUGAAAAUUUUACCCUUGGGACGUGGAAUUUAUGUAAAAACAUUAUUUGAGUCGAAACAAAAACGAAUGAGCACGAAGUAUGUCUGAAAAGUCAAACGUUUACAUGUAAAGUUGUAAAUAUAUGCGAUAUAAAAGAUUAUUGUAAUCGUAAAAGUGAUUAGAAAGGUGCUUCGAAAAAUUAUAAUGGAACCAUGAGAUGAUUUGUACAUUCUAUUUUAUUAGAUCAAAAAAAUGCCUUAAAUUAAAAUUAUAUUAAGAGACGGUACUUAUUAAAUUAUUUAGUUAAAUUUAGAGGCAAAACGUAGUCUUCCAUGUAACGAUAGCCACACGUUCGUUUGAGUGAAACACAUUCGUCGUCGAUGGUCGCCGAGACGGCGUCGUGAUGUUAUGUUUUGGUCCCGAAUCAUUUCUUAUUCAAACGUAGUAGGUCCACGGAACGCUUGCCUAUUAGUGUGCCUUUACUUGUAUAAUAAAUAAGUUAAAACUACUAGGUGACUAAGAAAUUUAAAAGAAUAUUAUGUAUAUUAUUUAUUUUCAUUAUUCAACGUUUACAAAGUACUUUAAGAAGCUUCGUUAGACGUAUAGAGACCUCUAGGCCCAAGUAGUUAACGAUGUACGUAGGGAUAUCGUCAUCUCAUGUUUCCUACACUCGGCGUUCGGAAAUGUUCAUACAAAACGAGGCUCUGCCCGGAAACAAUAUUAAGACUGUGAAAUUCUUAAAAAAAACGAAUUUAUUGUACCUUUCGUAAUCUUUAUAUGGAGUUAUCUUUAACGUGGAUAGGUACUUAAACGAGGUUUAGGAUUGCCCGCGGCGACGGCUACGAGCUAUUGUCGGAAGUUUCAUACGAUAGUCAAUUUAGCCAGUGCCUAAACUUAAUUCGGGUCCCGCCGGUGUCCUGCUGACUGUUCCGAGCUAAUUACAGUGACGAAACCCAGAUCUCAGAAAGCAGCUCCUCAAAAUUCCUAUAAGUCAAAUUAGUACUUAGUUAAUUAUUAAGUCAAUUAGUAAAUUAUUUCUAUGGCAGCUACGAAUGCAUAAAAACCCAGUCCUACUCGGUUUUAAUAUUUAUUUAAGUAGCCACAUGGCCGGACUUAGCCGUAAAUGCAAAAAAUGCUAAACUUAUUUUCCGCCCUUGCGGAAAAAGCUGCCCUUGCGGAAAAAAUCCGCCCUUGCGGAAAAAAUCCGCCCUGGCGGAAAUCCAGGGCCACGUACGACUUCUAUUGUCUAGUACUUUUCUCGAAACGCAAGUCGCAGGACAAAUUAACGCGGACCUUUAAAUUGAAACUUCUUUAUCUUUCCUUAAAACUUUAUCCUUUCAGAGUUCCUUUUAUUCUAUAUAUUACAUAAAUUCUAUUAUAUUUGUU